Messenger RNA from Plasmodium relictum, 618 nucleotides. RefSeq names its product conserved Plasmodium protein, unknown function. Gene Ontology annotation, molecular function: carbohydrate binding. Lineage: Eukaryota; Apicomplexa; Aconoidasida; Haemosporida; Plasmodiidae. The record is from RefSeq and is a predicted model, not a curated record. Gene Ontology annotation, cellular component: EMC complex. The coding region runs from base 1 to 618 and encodes 205 amino acids. The transcript has a single exon.
AUGUACAAAACAAUAGAUAAAAACAUUAAAUCCUUGAAGACCGUUUUUUUUAUAAUUUUUAUUUGUUUAUAUUUAAAAGUAUCAAAAUGUGAAGAAGAAUAUAUUGAUUUAAAAAAUAAUUAUAUUGAAGGAAUAGUUAAAGCUAAUAGCGAUAUUUUAUUAAAUUGUACUGUUUAUUUAGACUCGGAAACUUAUACAAAACCAAAAAGUAAUGGAAAAUUUGUUUUCACUAAUGUAAAUGAAGGAGCAUACACUUUAUUCAUUAAUCAUCCUUAUUUAGAAUUUAAUAAGUUUCAUGUUGAAGUUAAGCAUAAAAUGACAAAAAAUAAUCACAAAAUAUAUAUAGUACAAGCAUACGAACUUAUAUUACCUUUUGAAAAAAAUAAUUUAAUGGUAAAUAACAUUGUCUUUGAAAUAAAAAACUUUUAUGAGUUCCUUAUGCCUCAAAAAACCUUUUCUUUAUUUAAAUUAUUAAAAAGCCCUCUCUUCUUAACUUUUCUUUUUUUCUUAAUUUUACUAUGUUUACUACCUCAAAUGCAAAAAAUAUCUGAAUCAGCUAAUGAAGAAUCUUUUAGCCAAAUUACAUAUAAAUCAAACUUUUUAGAAUCUGUUAAAUAA